Molecule: messenger RNA, 1400 nt
Organism: Hydra vulgaris (swiftwater hydra)
Lineage: Eukaryota; Metazoa; Cnidaria; Hydrozoa; Anthoathecata; Hydridae
Product: ethanolamine kinase 1
Biological process (GO): phosphatidylethanolamine biosynthetic process
Cellular component (GO): cytoplasm
Molecular function (GO): ethanolamine kinase activity
Source: RefSeq, a predicted model, not a curated record
UGUGUAGCAAUGCUCAGUAGCGUUUUAAGUUUGUUUAUGAGUUUUUGGUAAAUAACUAUUUUUCAUUAGCAAAAUAGUUUACUGAAUUUAUUCAGGCUACUUAAUUUUGUGCUUUAUUCAAGAAGUGUAAUAGGAAGGAUUUGUUUUAAAAUAAAAUUUUAACUAGAUUUAGAUUUACAAUGGCUUCAAGCUACAUAAAUCGUUUAAAUGAUAUUCCGCAUUUUGAAGUAAAAAUUACUGAAAAAAAUGUAGAAACUACAGUUCAGCUUUUGAUAAGUCACUUAAAAAAAUCUUGGAAUAUUAACAAGUUAAAUAAAAAGGUUUAUGAUUCUGGUAUUACAAAUAAACUUUAUGGUUAUUAUGUGAAUUAUGAUGGUACAAUAGUUUCACCACAAUUUUCUGAGUAUGGACGCUCUGAAAUAGUGCUUGUUAGAAUCUAUGGAAACAAAACAGAUUUAGUUAUUGAUCGAGCUCAAGAACUGCGCAAUUUUGAAGAGUUGUCAAGAUGUGGUAUUGCCCCAAGUAUUUAUUGCACUUUUUCUAAUGGGUAUUGCUACAAAUAUAUGGAAGGAAGAGCUUUAAAUCCAAAAGAUUUCAGUGAUAAGAAUAUAUUAAACCUUUGUGCACGCCAGGUUGCAAAUAUCCAUUGCCUCCAACUUUCUGAAAAUUACCUUAAACAUUAUAAAUUGGAAUCUGUUUUAUUCAAAACAAUAAACCGCUAUAUUAGCCUGAUUCCUCAUAAAUAUAACUCUGAAGAAAUGCAAAAAAAAUACCUUGAAUUAAUUCCUUCUAUUGAAUGCUUACAUUCAGAGGUUAAUCAAAUUAUAUCCAUUGUAGCAAAUAUGAAGACAAAAAUUGUGUUUUGCCAUAAUGACUUGCUAUGUGGAAACUUUAUAUUUGAUGAAUAUAAUGACAAAGUUGUUUUAAUUGAUUAUGAGUAUGCUGGCCCAAACUAUGCUGCAUAUGAUAUUGCUAAUCAUUUUAAUGAAUAUGCAGGUAUUGAAGAUUUUGACUUCAGCUUGUAUCCUAGCAAGGAAGCGCAAAUGGAGUGGUUAAAUAUAUAUAUGAUUGAAACCAAUAAAAUUAAAGGUUUAACAGUUGAAGUUAGUGAAAAAGAACUAGAAUGUUUGUAUUCCCAAGUUCAAGUAUUUUCAUUAGUGUCACACUUGUUUUGGGGAAUUUGGGCAUUAAUCCAAGCACAUUACUCAGAUAUUAACUUUGAUUUUCUUUGGUAUAGCUCGAUGAGAUUGAAUGAAUAUUUUAAACACAAAGAUGCAUUUUUAACUAUUGGAAAAAAUGCAGAAUUUAUUUAGCGAAAUGAAAAUUUUAUAAGAGUUUAUAUUUGCAUUUCUUAGGCAUUCUUUAAAAAAAAAUUAUUUUAACAAUUAUUUAUAAAAAAA